This is a messenger RNA of Schistocerca piceifrons (Central American locust), 2553 nucleotides long. RefSeq names its product protein qua-1-like. The transcript is spliced from 3 exons. Bases 1 to 2553 code for a protein of 850 amino acids. The record is from RefSeq and is a predicted model, not a curated record. Lineage: Eukaryota; Metazoa; Arthropoda; Insecta; Orthoptera; Acrididae.
AUGGCGACUAAAGAAUGUCCAGCAUUAGGCCUGUCGCGCAUUCGUAAUAUAAACAAACAAGGCACUGUUCCUGAGUUGCUUGCAGACCUAAAGGAUGCCUUGCUCAAUCCGGUCCAAAAUUCAGCAGAAGUUAUUGGUUCCCUUCCAACAGGCAUGGCAGCGGCGGCAGGAGAGGUCGGCAACGGCAAAGCCCCCGCCAACGGCAAAGCCCCCGCCAACGGCAAAGCCCCCGCCAACGGCAAAGCCCCCGCCAACGGCAAAGCCCCCGCCAACGGCAAAGCCCCCGCCAACGGCAAAGCCCCCGCCAACGGCAAAGCCCCCGCCAACGGCAAAGCACCCGCCAACGGCAAAGCACCCGCCAACGGCAAAGCACCCGCCAACGGCAAAGCACCCGCCAACGGCAAAGCACCCGCCAACGGCAAAGCACCCGCCAACGGCAAAGCACCCGCCAACGGCAAAGCACCCGCCAACGGCAAAGCACCCGCCAACGGCAAAGCACCCGCCAACGGCAAAGCACCCGCCAACGGCAAAGCACCCGCCAACGGCAAAGCACCCGCCAACGGCAAAGCACCCGCCAACGGCAAAGCACCCGCCAACGGCAAAGCACCCGCCAACGGCAAAGCACCCGCCAACGGCAAAGCACCCGCCAACGGCAAAGCACCCGCCAACGGCAAAGCACCCGCCAACGGCAAAGCACCCGCCAACGGCAAAGCACCCGCCAACGGCAAAGCACCCGCCAACGGCAAAGCACCCGCCAACGGCAAAGCACCCGCCAACGGCAAAGCACCCGCCAACGGCAAAGCACCCGCCAACGGCAAAGCACCCGCCAACGGCAAAGCACCCGCCAACGGCAAAGCACCCGCCAACGGCAAAGCACCCGCCAACGGCAAAGCACCCGCCAACGGCAAAGCACCCGCCAACGGCAAAGCACCCGCCAACGGCAAAGCACCCGCCAACGGCAAAGCACCCGCCAACGGCAAAGCACCCGCCAACGGCAAAGCACCCGCCAACGGCAAAGCACCCGCCAACGGCAAAGCACCCGCCAACGGCAAAGCACCCGCCAACGGCAAAGCACCCGCCAACGGCAAAGCACCCGCCAACGGCAAAGCACCCGCCAACGGCAAAGCACCCGCCAACGGCAAAGCACCCGCCAACGGCAAAGCACCCGCCAACGGCAAAGCACCCGCCAACGGCAAAGCACCCGCCAACGGCAAAGCACCCGCCAACGGCAAAGCACCCGCCAACGGCAAAGCACCCGCCAACGGCAAAGCACCCGCCAACGGCAAAGCACCCGCCAACGGCAAAGCACCCGCCAACGGCAAAGCACCCGCCAACGGCAAAGCACCCGCCAACGGCAAAGCACCCGCCAACGGCAAAGCACCCGCCAACGGCAAAGCACCCGCCAACGGCAAAGCACCCGCCAACGGCAAAGCACCCGCCAACGGCAAAGCACCCGCCAACGGCAAAGCACCCGCCAACGGCAAAGCACCCGCCAACGGCAAAGCACCCGCCAACGGCAAAGCACCCGCCAACGGCAAAGCACCCGCCAACGGCAAAGCACCCGCCAACGGCAAAGCACCCGCCAACGGCAAAGCACCCGCCAACGGCAAAGCACCCGCCAACGGCAAAGCACCCGGCAACGGCAAAGCACCCGGCAACGGCAAAGCACCCGGCAACGGCAAAGCACCCGGCAACGGCAAAGCACCCGGCAACGGCAAAGCACCCGGCAACGGCAAAGCACCCGGCAACGGCAAAGCACCCGGCAACGGCAAAGCACCCGGCAACGGCAAAGCACCCGGCAACGGCAAAGCACCCGGCAACGGCAAAGCACCCGGCAACGGCAAAGCACCCGGCAACGGCAAAGCACCCGGCAACGGCAAAGCACCCGGCAACGGCAAAGCACCCGGCAACGGCAAAGCACCCGGCAACGGCAAAGCACCCGGCAACGGCAAAGCACCCGGCAACGGCAAAGCACCCGGCAACGGCAAAGCACCCGGCAACGGCAAAGCACCCGGCAACGGCAAAGCACCCGGCAACGGCAAAGCACCCGGCAACGGCAAAGCACCCGGCAACGGCAAAGCACCCGGCAACGGCAAAGCACCCGGCAACGGCAAAGCACCCGGCAACGGCAAAGCACCCGGCAACGGCAAAGCACCCGGCAACGGCAAAGCACCCGGCAACGGCAAAGCACCCGGCAACGGCAAAGCACCCGGCAACGGCAAAGCACCCGGCAACGGCAAAGCACCCGGCAACGGCAAAGCACCCGGCAACGGCAAAGCACCCGGCAACGGCAAAGCACCCGGCAACGGCAAAGCACCCGGCAACGGCAAAGCACCCGGCAACGGCAAAGCACCCGGCAACGGCAAAGCACCCGGCAACGGCAAAGCACCCGGCAACGGCAAAGCACCCGGCAACGGCAAAGCACCCGGCAACGGCAAAGCACCCGGCAACGGCAAAGCACCCGGCACCAGUGAAAACAUUGUAAAUGGCCCCAAUUUCAUGGCUGCUUCUGGUGAUGAGGGUGAAGUGAGCGAGACCACUGACACAGUCUAG